Psammomys obesus (fat sand rat) is the source of this 2945-nucleotide messenger RNA. RefSeq names its product POC1 centriolar protein B (gene Poc1b). The transcript has 11 exons. The record is from RefSeq and is a predicted model, not a curated record. NCBI's taxonomy places the organism in Eukaryota, Metazoa, Chordata, Mammalia, Rodentia, Muridae. Gene Ontology annotation, molecular function: protein binding. Gene Ontology annotation, biological process: cilium assembly. The coding region runs from base 321 to 1625 and encodes 434 amino acids. Gene Ontology annotation, cellular component: centriole; ciliary basal body.
UCCAAACUCCCGGUGUCUCAUUUGUUUGGCGCCUCCUGGUUUCCCAGGGGUCCUCUCUUUGGGCUCCUGGUUGAGAAGCUGCGGUUUGCUAGAUUUGUCUUGUUUUGCAUUUCCUGCAAUUAUCCCCACAUCUUAUGCCAAUUGGUACGAGAACACAAAGUGAGAAAAGAAGUGGGAGUCUGAAUUCUUUUGCUCCCACAGCCACUCCAGCAGACAAGGAUGCCUCUCGCAGAGCCUUGGCUCCUAGAGCAGCCACCGGGGUAGAACUUCUUGGGAAAGCAAAGUAAAUUAAAGCUACUGCUUCCUGGGACACUUUUCUCAUGCUAUGGAACUUCAAGCCACAGGCUAGAGCUUACAGAUAUGUGGGUCACAAGGAUGUUGUAACCAGCGUGCAGUUCUCUCCACAAGGAAACUUAAUAGCCUCCGCCUCCCGAGACAGGACUGUGAGACUCUGGGUUCCUGACAGGAAAGGGAAAUCUUCAGAACUUAAAGCACACACAGCCCCAGUUCGAAGUGUGGACUUUUCAGCUGAUGGCCAGUUACUAGUGACAGCGUCUGAAGACAAAUCCAUUAAAGUGUGGAACAUGUACCGUCAGCGCUUCCUCUACUCCCUGUACCGACACACACACUGGGUGCGCUGUGCCAAAUUCUCACCUGAUAAAAGAUUGAUCGUGUCCUGUAGUGAGGAUAAAACUGUUAAAAUUUGGGAUACUGCAAGUAAGCAGUGUGUUAAUAACUUCUCAGAUUCUGUAGGAUUUGCAAAUUUUGUUGACUUUAACCCUACUGGAACAUGCAUAGCUUCAGCAGGUUCUGAUCACACUGUUAAAAUCUGGGAUAUAAGAGUGAACAAAUUACUCCAGCACUAUCAAGUUCACAGCGGCGGUGUGAACUGUCUGUCAUUCCAUCCUUUGGGUAACAGCCUCGUCACUGCCUCUUCUGAUGGAACACUUAAGAUUCUGGAUCUCCUAGAGGGAAGACUCAUAUAUACACUUCAAGGACAUACGGGACCUGUCUUUACUGUUUCGUUUUCGAAGGACGGAGAGCUGUUUGCAUCAGGCGGUGCAGAUACGCAGGUCUUGCUGUGGAAAACUAACUUCACGCAGUUACACUGUAAAGAUCCUAGAAGAAACCUGAAAAGGUUGCACUUUGAGUCCUCGCCACACCUUCUUGACAUCUACCCACGGUCGCCACACGCCCACCAAGAUGACAAGGGCACUGUUGAAAUUAAUCCAAAACUUGAAGUAAUGGAUCUGCAGAGUUCUUCUCCCCCUGUUGUAGAUGUCAUUUCGUUUGAUUCAACCACAACAACAGAUUCCUCCCAUCAAGCUGUGCCAGACAAGGGUGAAGACAUCUGUUCGUAUUUCCUGAACCCUUCCUUAUUGCCAGAAUGUUCAUCCUCAACCGUGAAAAAGAAAGUGGAAGACUUAAGUGACCCGCCCUCUGAAAGCCAGAAAAGUGUACCUCUUGCCGUGACUGAUGCUCUGGAGCACAUUAUGGAACAGCUCAACGUUUUAACACAGACUGUUUCAAUUCUGGAGCAGCGCCUGACUUUGACAGAAGAUAAGCUAAAAGACUGCCUUGAAAAUCAGCAAAAGCUUUUCAAUGUCGUCCAGCAGAGAAGUUGACCAGGAAAGUGUGUGAGCAACAGGCCAAUAAAUGAAGAAAUGUUCUCACUCAGGAAGGCGGCAGAGGCAUUCCACACACCCCACCAUAUAUACUAGUUUCCAUAUUUCUUCAGAGGGUGAGCCACAGAAUGAAAGGGUCAAGUCAUUUUUAAGGACUGCCUUAAACAUGUAAAUCAAUGUCAAGGAUCAAUUUAAGCUCCUUAAGGUAUAAUUGCAGUAAGAAAGUUAUGAACAUUUAAAUUACCCCAUUCCUCUCCACCCCAUACUAUUUGAAAUGUCAGUUUUUAUUUAAUAUGCCCACCAGGAAAGUAAGCAGAUCUCUAGAUUUUAUUGUUAAAUCAUUUCAGAUUGACCAUGUUCAGGCAAUUCCUGAAGGUAGUUAGUGUAUUUCUUAGGUGAACAACACCCUUGAGGUGAAAUCAUUCACUUGCUCUCAAAUAGCACCUGAAAUGUAAAAAAAUGUGUAAUUGAGCUGGCUCAUAUUUCUUUCAGGUCAACAAAAGAACUACACUUUACUAAUGCCUUGAAAAGAUGGUCCCUCAGAAUUCUCCCAGCAAGAAUAAUCUUAUCUCAAUUAGCAACAGUGCUCACUAACAGAGCAGGGCUUUUCCUUGUCUGGUAGGAGUGGGUACCACGCAAGGCUCCUCUGUUACAGGUGAGCACUGAGUGGUCUGGGUCAUACUGAACGUGUGCUCACAGUUUGCACAGAUUGUGUGAUUUCAGUGUGCCAAAAACCAAAUGAUGAAAAGCAGAUGUAGCUAUACAUGAAUUACAUAUGCCAUUGCUUAGGGUGAAGCUGGUGGCUGAAUAAGUGCAUUUGUAUUUAGAAAAUAAUUUGCACUGUCUAUUUUAUCUUGAUGAAUUGUGAUUUGAAAUGAAAACAAGUUAGGCAGUCUAAAGAUCUUGGUUACAAGUUAAGAAUGUUUUUUUAUCUUGAACAAAAUGGAAAUCAAAGUAGAAAAGAGGCAAUUUCAAGGCAGCUGGUUUUGGGCAUGAAGAACGAAUGCCAGACACGUCUGUAGCAGGCACAAGUGCUAUCUGUGUACUGAAAAAGAAGAACUGAAGUGGAAAUACAGACAUUUUUCUCCCACUAGCUUCAGUUAUAUGCCUAUGAGCUGUAUAAAACUGUAUACUGUAAACAAACGCCUUUUCUGUCCUCUAAGUGUGGCCGUCUAGACAUUUUCACAAGCUCACAAAACUAAGUGGCCGUGUAUUUUUAUACCUCCACUGAGAAAACUACAAAAACAUGAAAUGUAAUACCAACUUUUGUUUACUCUUUUUUAUGCUUCAAACAAUAAAGAUACUUCUCUUUUUAAAGAA